GUCUUGCCGGAGCAAAGUACAGUGUUCGAACAAAGAUCGGUCUGGAGGGGAUGAAGGUGGUGGAAACGCAAAACGAAGACUACCGACACACUUUCCAGAUCUCUGGUAAAGAGAGAACAUUGGAGCUUCAGGCUGGUUCGGAGCAAAUCAAAGAGGAUUGGAUCAAGGUUUUGAAUGAUGCCGUUGCAAACUUCCAGCAGAGGAAUGAGACUUUCCUGAUUGCUAAAAAGGUGGAGGAGGCUCCUCUGGAGGUUCCGAGUGCUGAGCUGGGACUCCGAGCGCCUCGGUGGAUUCGGGACAAUGAGGUGACGAUGUGCAUGAAGUGCAAGGAGCCAUUUAAUGCCCUGACACGGAGGAGGCACCACUGCCGGGCCUGCGGCUAUGUAGUUUGCUGGAAGUGUUCUGAUUACAAGGCUCCUCUGGAGUAUGACGGUAACAAAAUCAACAAGGUUUGCAAGGAUUGCUACCAUAUAUUACGAGGCAGUAGUGACAGUGAGGAAAAAGAAAAGAAAAGGGGGAUACUCGAGAUUGAGUCUGCAGAGGUAUCAGGGAACAGCGUCAUCUGCAGUUUUCUCCAGUAUAAUGAAAAAUCCAAGCCAUGGCAGAAAGUUUGGUGUGUGAUCCCAAAACAAGAGGCUCUUGUGUUGUACAUGUAUGGUGCACCACAGGAUGUAAAGGCCCAGACCACCAUCCCACUGCUGGGCUACCUUGUUGACGAAUCCCCUCGUGGGGUAGACCUGCAGUUCAGCUUCAGACUGUCCCAGUCUAAGUCAGUGCACUGCUUCUCCGCCGACACUGAGGAACUGAAACAGAGGUGGCUUAAAGUCAUCAACCUGGCUGUGAAGGGGUUAACUCAGGAAGAUAUAGAAGACACAAACAGUGCAGAACAUAGCGAAUCAGAGGCUUGUGAAUAG
Messenger RNA from Staurois parvus, 914 nucleotides. The record is from the annotation of a GenBank genome assembly. Lineage: Eukaryota; Metazoa; Chordata; Amphibia; Anura; Ranidae.